Molecule: messenger RNA, 2710 nt
Organism: Engraulis encrasicolus (European anchovy)
Lineage: Eukaryota; Metazoa; Chordata; Actinopteri; Clupeiformes; Engraulidae
Gene: prss56
Product: serine protease 56
Exons: 15
Coding region: 1-2694 (897 amino acids)
Biological process (GO): proteolysis
Molecular function (GO): serine-type endopeptidase activity
Source: RefSeq, a predicted model, not a curated record
AUGCUGUUGCUGUGGCUACUGCUGUCGCUGCUGGACCGCAGCUGUGGCGCGCCAGCCGCCAGAGAGGUCUACAGGAUGCCUCAGAGCGCGCUCAAAGCUCUGUCAGACCGUGGUACAGUGGUGAUGGAGGCGGCCUUGACGAGUGCUCUCUCUGCUCUGGAUCGGGCCAUGUCAGAUCGUAGUCGGGCUGAGUCCGGGUGCCGGGGCUGCGUACCUUGCCUCUUUCAGGACUGCGGACAGCGCUCUGGUCCUUGCUCUUCCUCCUCCUCCUCCUCCUCCUCCUCCUCCUCGGACACAGCAACGGAGCCGUCCUGCGAGCUGGUGGCUCGGGCGCAGAAGUUGGGCAGCGAGGCGGAGCGCGGCUGGGCGCUGAGUCAGGCGUGCGGGUACUACCGGCGGCGCUGCCCGCCCUCGGAGGUGGGCAAGGAGAGCUGUGUGCGCAUCAUGGGCGAGAGCUGCAGUGCCCGCGUGCUCCAGUGCAGCCUACUCAACACCAUGCAGAACCUGGAGCCCGCCACGCAGACCAGGACACAAGCUGUGUGUGGGCAGCGCGUGCCCGCCGGACAGAACCUGACCCAGCCUCGCUCGCGGAUCGUGGGGGGGUCCCCUGCCUCCCCGGGCAGCUGGCCCUGGCUAGUGAACCUGCAGCUCGACGGCGCCCUCAUGUGUGGAGGAGUGCUAGUGGACAGCUCCUGGGUGGCCACUGCUGCGCAUUGCUUCGCUGGGAGUCGCAGUGAGAGCUACUGGACAGCUGUGGUGGGAGAGUUUGACAUCACAAAGACCGACCCUGAGGAGCAAGUCAUGAAGGUCAACCGCAUCAUCACUCACCCCAAGUUUAACCCUAAGACGUUCAACAAUGACAUUGCGCUGGUGGAGCUAAGCUCUCCGGUGCUGUUGUCGGAGCGGGUGACGCCCGUCUGCCUGCCCUCGGACAUGGAGCCUCCCGUGGGUAGCCCCUGCCUGGUGGCCGGCUGGGGAUCACAAUACGAGGAUGGGCCCGCUGCUGAUAUAGUGAUGGAGGCCAAGGUGCCCCUGCUUCCCCAGAGCACCUGUAAGACGUCCCUGGGCAAGGAGCUGGUCACCAACACCAUGUUCUGUGCCGGAUACCUCUCCGGGGGCAUAGACUCCUGCCAGGGAGAUUCUGGGGGUCCCCUGAUCUACCAGGACCGGAUGUCUGGGCGCUUCCAGCUCUACGGCAUCACCUCAUGGGGCGACGGCUGCGGAGAGAAGGGCAAGCCAGGCGUCUACACCCGGGUCACCGCCUUCGCAGACUGGAUCUCAGCUGAGAUACAGAAGUCCUUCAGCAGCAGGGAGCCGACGUGUCCGGAGCUCCUGAAGACGUCUGAGCUGGGUGAGGAGCACCAGAGCUCCGAGCUGCACUCCGUGUGCCGCUACUACGCCCUCUCCUGCCCACCCGGUCUCAGCGCGCACGCCUGCAGCCAGCUCGCGCACGACAAGUGCCAGAGCCGCUUCAAAAAGUGUCAACUGAAGUCCUUCAUCCAGACCCUGUUGGACCUUCUGCAGAGGGCGGAGGACUACAUCCGGGACAAGGUGGACCUGACCUUCUUCACCCAGACACUUCCCCAGUUGGUGGAGCACAUCUACAGCUCCACCCACACCAUACGCCACCGCAGGGACGCCACAGCAGAGCAGAUCAUGGCCACCGUCUCCCCUCCGGAUUCUGGGCUGCGCGCGCCACCACUGUUUGGGGCAGUGGGCCCCCUGGUGGAGGACUGGGCUAACUACCUGAGCCACAUGGCGGAGGAGCAGGAGCAGGAGCCGAGACACGAAGCACAGCAGGGCAGGAGACUGCAGAAGGAGGACGGCCUCUUCACACAGGGAGAGGAGUCGUCCCUGCUCCAGCUGGAUGGGGAAUACCGUGCCAUGAUCUCUCUCCUGCGCUCCAGCCUCGACUCCCGCGUCAUCCCCUCCCUCCCCGAACUCGACAAACACUUCUUCGAAAUCGACAGCGUCGCACGGAGCCCAUCGCUGAGCUCUGGAGAUAAGACCCCUCCCCCUCCUGUAGCUUCCGGACCACCAGAACCUCCCGUUCCUCCAUCGCAGCCCUCGUCAGGGAACCGCAAGGAGAACCCAGCUGGGGAACAGAACCCGUCCUCGACACCCUCCCUGAUGGAGCCUCUGACCCCACUGAUGCCCUUGGCUGUGGCCAGAGAGGGUGGUGCAGAGCGUGGGGAACAGGGGCAGCCUGGGCUGCAGGGUCAGCAGCAGCAGCAGCAGCAGCAGCAGCCCAGCAGAGGAGGCUCGCUGCUGCCCUCUGCUGGAAGUGGCCAGCCACAGCACAGGGGAUCACAGGAGGAGGAGAGAUGGGACUCAGGCCCGAACAUCUCCACCCAGCCACCGAGAGACAAAAACAGAAGAAGAAGAAGUCUGUACAGGAGGCAAGCUGACAAAGCAUGCCCCGGGGUAGCUGAAACAGUCCAGCACGUCACGGUAACCAAGGAGACGUAUGGCUGGGUGCUGGGCAUCCCCUCGAAGAAUCUCAACAUGAAUUUUCAGGAGGUGCUGGUUGACCUCACCUCUAAGAACGAGCGAGGGCUGUACGAGGCUCGCAUCAGGGCCACGGUGGCCGGACGACCUUUGACCUUCUACAGCCUUGUGGGCCUGGAGAAUGAGUCCUUCUACCGCAGCAUGCCGCGCAUCAUCGCACUGGCGCUCGACGCCCUCAAGACAUAGUGACACACAUACUUUA